This is a messenger RNA of Vigna umbellata (rice bean), 1808 nucleotides long. RefSeq lists its product as uncharacterized. Gene Ontology annotation, cellular component: endoplasmic reticulum; COPII-coated ER to Golgi transport vesicle. The record is from RefSeq and is a predicted model, not a curated record. Lineage: Eukaryota; Viridiplantae; Streptophyta; Magnoliopsida; Fabales; Fabaceae.
AUUUUAUGGGUAACAAACCUUCCAACCUAACCAGAAACACGCGCACGCGGAGUUAAAAUAGAACAAGAUUAACAUAGCGGCGUCGCAGUUUCAGGAAAUUGCAUUCAAUCUGAAACGCCCCGUCACUAAUCCAACCUCCGAAGAAUUUCGAUUGAACGGGGUGUUCUCAAUUUCAAAACAUUUUCUCACCAAUUUUUCUCCUCAAUUCAAUUUUAAUCAAACUUAGGUUUAUUUUUUCUUAGACCUUCCGUUUUGGAUCCGCCAUUAUAAUCGUCGAUUUGGGGAAAGUUCAAGCAUGGAUGGCAUAAUGAGCAAGCUCCGCAACCUCGACGCGUACCCCAAAAUCAACGAAGAUUUUUACAGCCGCACGCUCUCCGGCGGCGUUAUCACCCUCGUUUCCUCUAUCCUCAUGCUCUUGCUCUUCCUCUCCGAGCUCCGGAUGUACCUCCACUCGGUCACCGAGACCAACCUUGUUGUAGACACUUCCAGAGGCGAAACGAUGCGUAUCAAUUUUGAUGUCACGUUUCCUGCCCUUCCGUGUUCCAUACUUAGUCUCGAUGCCAUGGAUAUCAGCGGAGAGCAGCACCUAGACGUUAAACAUGAUAUAAUCAAAAAGAGAUUAGACUCUCACGGCAAUGUGAUAGAAACGAGGCAAGAAGGAAUUGGUGCUCCCAAGAUUGAAAAGCCCUUGCAAAGGCAUGGAGGCAGGCUUGAGCACAACGAGACUUAUUGUGGUUCCUGUUUUGGUGCUGAAACGUCUGAUGAUGAUUGUUGUAAUUCCUGUGAGGAUGUUCGUGAAGCAUACCGUAAGAAAGGUUGGGCACUUUCAAACCCAGAUUUAAUUGAUCAGUGCAAAAGAGAAGGAUUCUUACAAAGAAUCAAGGAUGAAGAUGGUGAAGGAUGCAAUGUGUAUGGUUUCUUGGAAGUAAAUAAGGUUGCAGGGAACUUCCAUUUUGCCCCUGGGAAAAGCUUUCAGCAAUCUGGUGUACAUGUGCAUGACCUGCUGGCCUUUCAAAAGGAUUCUUUUAAUUUAAGUCACCACAUCAACAGAUUAUCUUAUGGAGAGUAUUUCCCUGGUGUUGUAAAUCCUCUCGACAAUGUGCAUUGGAUACAAGACACACCAAGUGGGAUGUACCAGUAUUUUAUUAAGGUUGUGCCGACCGUAUACACUGACGUGAAUGGGCAUACUAUCCAGUCAAAUCAGUUCUCUGUGACGGAACACUUCAGGACUGGAGAUGUGGGCCGUCUGCAGUCCCUCCCUGGAGUUUUCUUCUUCUAUGACCUUUCUCCAAUUAAGGUUACUUUCACAGAAGGACAUGUCUCAUUCUUACAUUUUCUUACUAACGUGUGUGCUAUAGUUGGAGGUAUCUUUACCGUUUCUGGAAUACUAGAUUCAUUUAUUUAUCACGGUCAAAGGGCUAUCAAGAAGAAGAUGGAACUUGGUAAAUUUAACUGAUGGGUGUUAUUUGAGUAAAUUUCAAGCGAAUGGCUCUCCAAUGACAAUAUGUUCAAGUGAAGAUCAACUCCUGAUUGAAAUUCCCAUUGGGGUUGAGUUCUUCAGUUUCAACAAAAGGAUUUUGCCGUUAGAUGUUGUCAUCAAUGAAGGUCGAAAUGCUAAGAUCAUAUCAUGUGCAACAAAUGCCACUUUGCGAUGGUUCUAUCUUUUAUGACAGAGCUCUGAUGUUGUGAAUGUUACGUGCUUUAUGGAAAGUAGAGGGGCUUUCAUUGUAGUCGUACACUUGCAGAUGUCCCUUGCAGAAGCAUCAAAAGGAAAUCCUUUAAGAGAAAAAAUAAAUCAACGAUGAAAA